This is a messenger RNA of Vitrella brassicaformis, 2252 nucleotides long. The record is from the annotation of a GenBank genome assembly. NCBI's taxonomy places the organism in Eukaryota, Vitrellaceae.
GAUGAGUUCCUGACGAAUCUCUCGUCAGUUAUAAGCCGCGCGGCUGUAGCUGAGGCUGUUGCGACCGACAAACAGUGAAGAAUGACGAGCGACGAUACCAAACGUCAGGGCCCUCCACCGUCCUCACCGUCUGUCACAGAUGAUGGCCAUGAGGACGGCAUUGCUUCUCAGCUGGCCGCAGCCAGACAGCAGGCGGCCGUCAUCAUCGAACAGGCCGACAGAAUCGAGAAAGAGAUCAGCGAGAGGGUCACAGCCCUGGGCGGCACUGCAGACGUCACGCAGCUGCCGGCAGACAGGAUGGACGACAAGCUCGACAUCAAUGUGAGUGGCGAGCGCCUUCGCCGUGUGAAGCGGUCGGCCCUCUGUGCGGUCAAGGGCACCGUGAUGGCCACCCUGUUCGACGGCCGCUUCGACAAGGCGUUCGUGCGUGACUCGGAGAAUCGCAUUUUCUUGCCCGUGUACCCACCUGUGUUCAGAAUGUAAGCAAUCAGAAGGGGAGAGAGGGACGGCACACGUCGUUGACUCAUCUGUUCUGCCGCUGUGUGUGCGCGUGUUUUGGUUUAUGUCAGGCUGGUUGAGCGGCUCCACUACUACGAGCGAUGGGGGGAGAUCGCGGCCAUCACGCUGCCCGUCUCGAAGAAAGCUGACCGGGCAUACAGGUGAAGAAGCACUGACACAAUGGAGAGCACAGAGGGGAGCGGCGCUUUACGUGGAUGUGUGUCGAUUUGUGUGCGUCAGCUUCUGGUUUGGGCGGCUGAUGCACAACCCGUCGACCAGGCGAGCCAAGGCCGGCGGUGCGGGGGACGGUGGCGUGAUGGACGACAUCGAUGACGAUAGCGGUGACGGUGUGGUGGAUAUGGGGAAGAACCUGCUGGCGACGUUGGAGCGACUUUCUCGCGAGAAGGCGGUCGAGAUGGCCCGUUUGGACGCCAUCAAGCCCAUGCUCAAGACGGGCGACGUAGAGGAUGAUCAGGUCCAACACACUGGAGGGGAGAUGGGUGAGGGGUAAUGGGGUGGUGUAUCCCGCCGUCGUCUGUGUGGUGGUGUGUUGUUUCAGUUGUUGUCGAUAGACGAAGAGUUCGGCGGUAGGGUGACUAUGACUCAAGCGGCGGCCAAGUCGCUGGGCGGCGACGACAGCACGUUCUACGCACGAUUCACCAAGUAGGCGCAAAAACCGAUGGGCGGUUGUGGCCAUCACCCCACUCAUCUGCACGCGUGUUGUCACCAAGGUAUGAUCCGUUGAGUCAGUGUGGGUUGGACGAUGUGCGUCGUGUGGUCGACAUCGUCGUGCGGGCCCACCAGCAGUGGAGGGACAUGACGGCGGCUGACGUUCUGCAGGCCAUGGGCGACACCCCCUUGUCCCUCUUCCGCUGGGCCCUCGACGUGUUCGGCCUCGAGGCUGAGCGCUUCUUCGGACCGGCCGACGGUCUCCUCACCGCACAGCACCUGCAAAACAUCAAAGCCUGGGGUGCGGACUGCAACGACUUCCCUAACAUCCCUUCAUACGUUAGCGAGCCAGUCGAGCGCCUAUACAAGUGAGCUGACACGUCAUGUCAACCCCCCUGUGGCGCACUAUUCUUUCUCCAUCUCUCUCUGUCUGUGUCUAUGUCUGUGUGUGUCAGGGCGACUGUAGAUGGUUGGCGUUUCGGAGAUCUCGUGAAGGCGGUCAAGGCCCACGAGCUGCUGCUGCCGAUUCUCCGUGUCAAGGGCACCAGCGAGCUCUUCGGCACCGUCAUCAAGGGCAAGAUUGACCUUACGGGGCCAAAGAAGAAGAUGCAGUGCGGCUUGGCCUACGACUUCAAGCUGACAGGCACUGACGCACACUCACACGUGGGCUGCAUCGGAGACGACGAGCGCAUCUAUCAUCUGGCGGGGCUGCAGGAGAAGCUGCACGUGACUGACCUCACCAACAUCCGUGCGCCCGACCUUCUGUACGUUCUUGGCACGGGCAACUUCGACAUUGGCAUCACGGCACCUGACGAGGAGGUCCCAGCAGCAGCGGCGGACGUGUCGCUGAAGAGGUGCCAGGCAUCUGUGCAUAAGAGCGAUGACCGCUGGGCGGACUGGGAGAGAGAGGAGUCUAACGGGUAUCUGCCUGUGUCUGAGUUGGGUCUCCACUUUGAACUAGACGAGAUCGAGGCGUACAAGCUAGCUUGACAGAGGGAGGCAGGGGGGAUGGAGGAGAGGGGCAUACUCUGACUCCAAUGAGUGCACGCAAUCGAACUCAUCUGGUGAAUGUCCAUAUAUCGAAG